Pogonomyrmex barbatus (red harvester ant) is the source of this 1900-nucleotide messenger RNA. Its product is annotated as insulin-degrading enzyme-like. Gene Ontology annotation, cellular component: mitochondrion; cytosol. The record is from RefSeq and is a predicted model, not a curated record. Gene Ontology annotation, biological process: peptide catabolic process. Gene Ontology annotation, molecular function: metal ion binding; metalloendopeptidase activity. NCBI's taxonomy places the organism in Eukaryota, Metazoa, Arthropoda, Insecta, Hymenoptera, Formicidae.
CAUGCGCGUAUUAGAAUCCCACGUGCCGCACACAUAUUCGCAUUUCGUUUUCAGGUAUUUAUGGGUCUCUGCAAACGCGAGCACGCCACUUGCCAUCAUUCGCAAUAUUCGAACCUACCUGACAGGACGUAUCAUAUUCAUCGGAUUCAUCAAACUAAAGCGAAAAAAUUCCCGAAUUCAAGACUUCAGUGAUCAAUAUGUUAACUGAUAAACGUGUGGAGAAACGAUUCGAUCAUAUAGUAAGAUCACACAAUGACAAGCGAUUGUACAGGGGUUUAUUACUCAGUAAUAAAAUGAAAGUACUUUUAAUUAGCGACCCAACAACUAAUAAAAGCGCUGCCGCAAUGGAUGUUAAUACUGGUAAUUAUCCUACGAAGUACAUUACCUAUUUGAUUGAACAUCAAGGAGAAGGUUCGUUACUGUCAGUUUUAACAGCCAAGGGUUGGUGUACCUCACUCCGAGCUGAAAGCCUCGAUGACUUCAACGGUUACGGUUCUUUCAAUAUUCAUGUUGAUCUAACUCUGGAAGGUUCACUGAAUGUUUUAGAUAUUGUUCAAUUGAUAUUUCAAUAUAUCAAUAUUCUCAAGUUACAUGGCCCAGUCGAAUGGAUCUACAAUGAAUAUAGAGACAUCGCAUAUACAAAUUUUCGUUUUAAGGAAAUCGAUAAUCUUCUAUCCUACGUGCGUAAUUUAGCUCAAUCGCUGCAAAUAUGUCACAUGAAAGAUGUUUUGUGGGCAGGACAUAUUUUCACUGAGUGGCGACCAAAUUUGAUUACACAAAUAAUGAAUAAUUUGACACUGGAAAAGGUCAGAAUUCACCUUGUCGCAAUAGAAUAUGAUACAACUGCAACAGAAAGAUGGUACGGCACUCUCUUUGAUAAAACCGAGAUAACCGAAGAACUAUUGGACAUAAGCAACAACGCUAGUUAUAACUCAGACUUGAAAUUCCCUUCCAAGAAGAAUGAAUUUAUAACGACCAAAUUUGAUAUCAAACCUGAAACUGAUGUAAUUAAAAUUAUUAAACUAGAAAAUGGUCAUUUUCUAUAUGAAAUAAAAGAUACGUCACUGAAAAACUCUUGUGCAAUUGUAUAUUAUCAGAUUGGUUUACAGUCAACAGAGUCAAAUGUACUCUUAGAUCUCUUGGUACAAAUUAUUUCUCAGCCUUUCUAUAACACUUUAAGAACUAAGGAGCAAUUAGGGUAUGCAAUGUAUACUACUGUUCAUAAAACAAUCAAUGUGCAAGGUCUGAAAAUUUUAAUUCAAAGUGACAAGCAGCCACAAUAUAUCGAAAAGAGGAUUAAUUUGUUUAUAGACUCCAUGUUGGAUUAUAUAACUACCAUGCCUGAAGAGCAGUUUGAAAAAUACAAGGAAGCUGUGGCUGUAUCAUAUUUGGAGAAACCGAAAACGUUGAGUGCACAAAGUACUUUAUAUUGGAAUGAAAUUAUAACCCAACAAUAUAACUUCAAUCGAGUAAAUAUCGAAGUAUCUUACUUGAAGACAGUAACACGCCAGCAACUACUUAAUUUUUAUAAGAAAAAUGUAUAUAACAAAGCGCAAUACGCUAAAUUAUCAAUACAUAUAUCGGAUAUAUCAAAAGAUAUAUCAGAAGAUUCCGUCCGUAAUAUAAUUGAGCAAGUUGAUUCAUCAGUCGAUGAAGAAAUUAAGAAAAUUAAUAUUGUGUCAUUUAAAAAUAAUCAAACUUUAUAUCCUUUAUUAAAACCCCUUAAUGAAUAUCCUAAAAAGGGUUUAUGCUUUUCUAAAUUUUAAAAUGAUAAGACAGCAAAUUAUAUAAAUGAAUUUGUUUAUAUGUAUAAUAUUAAUUUGUAUUAUUUGUGGAAAAAUAUUGAUUCAUUAUUUUAUGGAAAUUAAUGGAUCACUUAUUAGGAGGACUAAAAUUAAAA